AUAACAAUGAACUUAUUAUUGUUCUUAUCUCUGAAAAAAGUCUCAAGUCGUCUCAAGCUUUCAACUUGCUUUUUAAUGCUUAUUGCUUACUUAUAAAUUGUUGCCAGUGUUUUGUGUUUACUUUUGGUUGUUGUCAACCAGCAAAUCGUUAUGUAUGAAUCCAACAACUUUUUUCUAAACUUAUUUAAAACUUAAGUCAAUCGUAUAUUUCAAUUAAUAUUAACUUAUGACGACUACUAAAAUGAAUUAUUCAUCAUUUUUAAACCUGAUUGUCUUAAUGUGCAUUUUGUUUGAUUUCUAAUGGUUUUGUAACCUAUCAAUUAUAUUCAUAUUUGUAGUAUUUUUUUUUAUCAACAUAAUCUAGUCGAAUUAGGUCGAUAUGGCUAUUCAACAGAAGUAUAGAAGAGAAGAAGUUAGUGAAGUUAGCUGCUGCUUAAAAUAUAUCAUAUUCAGUUUUAAUGUGUUAUUUUGGAUGUUUGGUUUAUCUGUGAUGGCAGUGGGCGUUUGGGCAUGGACAGAAAAAAAUGCAUUUAAUAAUCUCAGUAAACUCACACAUUUAGCACUUGAUCCUGCAUUUGCUUUAAUUUUAAUUGGUGGAAUAACUUUUAUAAUAGGUUUCACGGGUUGCAUUGGUGCAUUACGUGAAAAUACAUGUUUACUUGGAAGUUAUGCGGUUCUCUUAGCUGUAAUUUUGAUACUUGAGCUAACUGCAGGAGUAUUAACAUUUGUUUUUAAAGAUUCUAUUAAAUCACAAGCCACUGAAGGACUUCAAACUUUCAUUGUUCACUAUAGAGAAGACCCUGAUCAGCAGAAUCUUAUUGACUGGAUACAGGAAGACUGGUUACAAUGUUGUGGAAUCAAAGGUCCUGAAGAUUGGGAUUUGAACAAUUAUUUUAACUGUUCUUCACAAAAGGUUGGCAGCCGAGAAGCAUGUGGAGUACCUUUUUCUUGUUGCAAACGUAAACUAAAUGAAAUAGUAGAAAACAAACAGUGUGGAUAUGACGUUAGAAAAGAAGGAUUUUAUGCUGAAAAAUGGACAAGCUUAAAUCUACCAACGCAAACAGGUGAAAGAAAUAUAUAUGAAAGAGGUUGCAUGCGGGCUGCUGAGGAAUGGGUUGAGGAUAAUUUUAUUGGAGUCUUAACAACAGUUAUGACUGUCACCAUAUUACAGACCGACGAUGUCGGAAAACGAGUGGACCUCAUCAUUAAUGAAAAAGGAUGUUUGCAAUCUGGAGAAGAAUGGUUAGAAAGAAACAUGCUUUUUAUAGCUACUGUAUGUCUUAUAUCAGCUUUUUGUAAGAUUUUAGGCAUAUGCUUUGCUCAAAAUCUACGUGCUGACAUAUUUGCGCAAAAAGGCAAGUGGCACUAGAUGGAAUUCUUAUGAAAUGAACAAAAAAGAUUAUAAAUAUAUAUACUUUUUUAAGAGGUUUUUAGCCUAAUCAAUAUUUUUUCAUGACUAAAAUAGUGAUAAAAAGAUUGUAGUCAAACUCUUUAGUGAUUAAUUGAAUAUGUUUGUAUGAAUUUUUUU
Myzus persicae (green peach aphid) is the source of this 1528-nucleotide messenger RNA. It is a transcript of the gene Tsp26A, whose product is annotated as tetraspanin-5. Gene Ontology annotation, cellular component: membrane. The record is from RefSeq and is a predicted model, not a curated record. NCBI's taxonomy places the organism in Eukaryota, Metazoa, Arthropoda, Insecta, Hemiptera, Aphididae. The coding region runs from base 380 to 1369 and encodes 329 amino acids. Gene Ontology annotation, biological process: protein localization to plasma membrane; protein maturation. The transcript has 11 exons.